Leptopilina heterotoma is the source of this 882-nucleotide messenger RNA. RefSeq lists its product as uncharacterized. The coding region runs from base 208 to 645 and encodes 145 amino acids. The record is from RefSeq and is a predicted model, not a curated record. The transcript has 3 exons. NCBI's taxonomy places the organism in Eukaryota, Metazoa, Arthropoda, Insecta, Hymenoptera, Figitidae.
GUUUAUAGGGAAAAAUGUACGUCCGCAGAAAAAGUACAGUGCAACAAAAGAAGUGAAGCGAUUGAAUGGACCUAGAAUAUUAUCUGCGAAAUAUAAUGUUUGCCGUAUUGGAAAUGGAAGUAGUUUGUAAAACGUUUGAAUGCUGAUAUGUAUAUAUUUUAGUUCAAGGUCCACGAGAGACGACUGUCGACCUCUGCUUCACGAACAAUGGCAGCGAUGAGUCUCGGUUUCAUCGUCAUGGUCACCCCAUGGACCAUCCAGGAAGUUGUGGUCGCAUGUACCGGAAGUAAGCCACCACCGUUCCUCGAAUUUCUAGCAACGUGGCUUGCUCUCUCCAACAGCUUUUGGAAUCCUUUUCUUUAUUGGUUACUCAACAAUCACUUUCGACGAAUUUCGAAGGAAAUUUUCUACACGAAGAUUUUAUGCAGAUCAAAACCUCUUGGGCCAAAACAACAUUGCUGUGCUACCAGUACAGGUGGUUUGGAUGUCUGCAGUAUUGGCGGUCUUGAUUUAUCAGGUUUAGAUCGAUGUUCCAUCGAUCAUUGUUCCAUGGUAAGAUGUUCGACAUCGUCACUGGCCCUCACACCCCCACCUCUGCCAUGGGAAGCAAGACACAUUUGCAAUGAAGAAAAAAUGAUUACGUGAGGAAUGGAUGCUGCCACGCAAACUGAAUAUUCCGAUUCCCCGGAACACAGCAGUUAGUAUUGCGUGGCAGCAGGAUAAAAGUUAUAAAUAUUAAAAAACUUUUUAUAGUGAACACAUCAAAAAAUUUAUAAACUAUAUAGUUCUUAUAAUAUUUGGUCGAGAAUACCAAAUAUAAAAAAAAUGUUAUUUGCUUAACAAAAUGAAAGCAAAUCAAUAUAUAGUGAAAUAAAAAUAAUU